Messenger RNA from Funneliformis geosporum, 264 nucleotides. The record is from the annotation of a GenBank genome assembly. Lineage: Eukaryota; Fungi; Glomeromycota; Glomeromycetes; Glomerales; Glomeraceae.
UGUCAUCCUAAUGAAGCGAUUGACUCCUGCGCAAAUGAGUUCCUAACUUCAACAAGUCCAACCCCGUUGGAAUUUUUUCGCUGGGUUACACCAAGCAAACAAAAUCGCGCCAUCGAACAAUAUAAAACAACCUACAAUCAGGCUUUAAAAAGUGGCACUAACCAUGAUGUACUCAGUACAAUAACUUUUGAUAGUUCAAGCAUUAUUACCGAAGAAAAUGAAAAUGAUGAGAAUCACAGCAACGAAGACGAAAUUAACGAGCCU